Molecule: messenger RNA, 393 nt
Organism: Cooperia oncophora
Lineage: Eukaryota; Metazoa; Nematoda; Chromadorea; Rhabditida; Trichostrongylidae
Source: the annotation of a GenBank genome assembly
AUGAUGCUUCAUCUGAGGACGAGCCUGUAUUCAGUGAUGAUGAGAAGGAAGAGAGAAUAUCGCAAACAGAAGGCGGCUUCAGCAAAGCGUCCAGAAGAUCAAGGGCAACGGCGAGGUCAAAAACGUAAAGUUCAAUUCUCUGACUCGACCACCGAGCGAGGACGGGGAGGAGACCGAGGACAUCGUGGGCGAGGCUCGGGACGAGGCGGGUCAUGGAACUGGCAUAGCGCACGUGGUGGUCAUCCAGGAAACCGAGGUCAGAGUUCUCCUCGAGGAAGAGGACGCGGGAGGAACCCGGCACAAAACCAAACUCCGGGCACGAAUACUAACAACCCGUAUGCAGAAUACGGCUGCUACGGUCCCUCACCAUUUGUCGAUACAAGGCAACUUUGA